This is a messenger RNA of Mercurialis annua (annual mercury), 1426 nucleotides long. RefSeq names its product ACT domain-containing protein ACR12. The coding region runs from base 236 to 1078 and encodes 280 amino acids. NCBI's taxonomy places the organism in Eukaryota, Viridiplantae, Streptophyta, Magnoliopsida, Malpighiales, Euphorbiaceae. Gene Ontology annotation, cellular component: chloroplast thylakoid membrane; chloroplast stroma. The transcript has 10 exons. The record is from RefSeq and is a predicted model, not a curated record.
AUAAUCAAUUGUUGCUUUAAAUGAGAGUAUGAUCCAAGUUUAGACACUAAUUGAAGUGUUUGUCCAAAACUGAUUAAUCAUACAAUCAUACGCGGAUUGCAACUGCUACAGUCAUUUGUGUAGGCAGUGGCACCCACCAAGAAGACGACGUCACACUUCCCAAAGCCCUUCACUUUAUAUUAUAAUUCUCUCUCACAAUUCCAAAUUUUCAAUUUCAAUCUCAAUUUCUGGGAUUAUGGCUUCCUUUACUAACAAUCUCUUGUCAUCAUCAGCUUCUUGUUUUCAUCUCAAAACCUCUUCUUUUCUCAUCCCAAAUCAUUUUUCUAACUCCAAUGGAAUCUCUUUUUCCUCUCCAAGAAGGGUUAUGUUGUAUGCUUCUUCUACUAAUAAUACAAAUGCUACCAGCUCAAGCUCAAUCCCCUUGAAUUUUGAACAGGAUGCUGAUGUUCCUAUGCCAGUAGUUCUGAUAGAUCAAGAUUCUGAUUCUGAUGCGACGAUUGUACAAGUUAGCUUUGGAGAUCGACUUGGAGCUCUUAUUGAUACGAUGAAUGCCCUGAAAGAUUUGGGAUUGGUUGUGGCAAAGGGUUCUGUUCUUACGGAAGGAUCUGUCAAGCAAAUAAAAUUCUUCAUUACACGCUUAGACAGUGGGCGCAAGGUUGAAGAUCCUGAUUUGUUAGAGAGAAUUCGACUUACCAUCAUUAACAAUCUUUUGAAAUACCAUCCAGAAUCUAGCGAGAAACUUGCAAUGGGCGAGGCUUUUGGAAUAACAGCUCCUAAGAAAAAGCUUGAUGUGGAUGUUGCGACUCAUGUUCAUGUCAAAGCCGAUGGACCUAAGAGGAGUUUGCUUUGCAUUGAGACAGCAGAUCGACCUGGAUUACUUGUAGAAAUAAUCAAAAUCAUGUCUGAUAUUAAUAUUGAGUUUGAAUCGGCAGAGAUUGAUACAGAAGGAUUGGUAGCCAAAGACAAGUUUCAUGUCAGCUACAGAGGAGCAGCACUAAACAGUUCAAUGUCUCAGGUAUUGGUGAACUGCCUGCGUUACUAUCUUCGAAGGCCAGAAACAGAUGUGGAUAGCUACUAACACUUGGUGAGCCAUUUGUGAAUUGUAAAACCAGUGUAAUGGUCUGUGUACCAAAAUUCUAUAUAAGUUGUAUGUAUGUUUCGAGCUACUGAAGGACGUGUCCUUGAUUGAAAUACGACGCUUGUGGAACACUAUCACAACGACUUCAUUGCUCAUCCUCAAAAGGGUAAUAAAAUGGAAUAUCCAAUAUAAGAAUAUGUACCCCCUUGUUUGUCACAUUUCCAAUUUUACUUUUGAGGAUCUGUAAACUUGUGAUGUUUGAAGACAAAAGGCAGUCUCAUCAGAAAGGUUUGAUCUUCUUAAACAAAAGCUUAAUGUCAUUUUAUUGGGGUUUGGCCAGAUUCAUCA